GUAAAAAAAUAAAUAUAAGCGUUCUUGUGACAAAAUAGUGAAAAUACUAAUCCCCUCGCAUUAAUUGUCGGGAUCUAUUGGUCAGCAUACCAUAAAAUACUAUAUAUCUAUGAUCAUCUAUCGUUGGUACGCUGACUACAAUAAUUAAAUCAUUAAAUUACUCGAUAUACCAAUAAUUAGUAAAAUUAUGAAGAACAAAAUUGUGGAAGAAUUUGUUAGUUUUUAGAUUUGUUUUACCAAAUACCAUAUAAAUAAAUGUAUUUAUAUGUCUAUGCCUUGGCUUAAGAUAAAGCUUGCCAUGGUCUAUGCCAAAUACUUUCUCGAAUUAAGUCAUACGUGGUCAUACUGUUUGAAUGAUGUGAUAACGACGUUAUCACCAUUCAUCAUUAUCAACGAAAACAAACAGUAAAAAACUAAAAACAUCAACAUGUGGAUAACGAAAUACUAAAAUACUCAACACUGUAGUGCUGUGUGGUGAAUUACUAAAUAGCUAAUAAGUACCUACUACUUUAAACUUUGUUGUAGUUAAUAUUUAGCAAAUAGUGAAUACUUACUACUGAAUAGUGCGCGCUGCCCGGUAGUGGUGAUCGUGUCGAGACGUAGACUUGAACUGUCAUGUUUUUACAUUAGUCGAAUAUUAUUAUCGCUUUUCAAGUAUACCUAUUCGUAUUUCGUUCGAUUACCUACUCCGUUGCACAACUUUUGACCACAUUUCGAGUAUUGAACUCAACGACCGUUCAUCUGUUACAUUUUGAAAAUGGAACAUUCAGAUUCUGAUUGUUGGGAAACCUCGUCUACCGAAAGUAUUGACUUGUCCCCCAUUGUUUUACCGAACAGUUGCGUUCUGCAAGCGAUCGAAAUGAUAUUGGGCCAACGCAGUGAACCAGUUGGCAGAAAGGCAAAGAUCAAAGCCACGUAUCAGGAUGACUUGAGAUCGAUGCGCGUUGACAGUCUGUGCACCAACAAACAGCAUUUGCGAAAUUUUAGUAGUCGCCCUUCAAACAAGACAAUAAAAGGGAACAGUUUGAGACCGGUAUUUAACCAAAUGCGACUCUGUCUGUUAGCUGGUGACUGGGAUAGCUACAAAGAAUUGCUGUCGAUAGCCCUCAGUUCGCCCAACAUUGCGAACGAUUACAUUUUGUUUGCUGUCCGAUCGUGUUUCAUACUGCUGUUGAACCACCCACACCGUACAUCAGAAAUGAUUGAUAAUUUCAUCGCAUCUUGUUUGAGCAUUAACGAAGAGUCCAAAAGAAAAUUAUAUUUACAAGAAUGUUUUUCACUCAGAUUUAAACCAACCUGUACAGAGACGAAAGAUACUGUCAAUGAAGAAAUUGAAGAGGAAGAAGAAGAAAUUUUUUUUAAUUCCGAUUUCAGUUCCGAUUAAAUAUUCUAAUCAACUAGUAUUUCUGUUUGCGCAAGAAGUGAUCGUUCUUCAUCGCAACCUGGAAUCUCUUCAACACAUUCACAAGAACUAAAAUGUCCAACACCAGGCUGCGAUGGGUCUGGUCAUGUAACAGGAAAUUAUUCUUCUCAUAGA
Acyrthosiphon pisum (pea aphid) is the source of this 1537-nucleotide messenger RNA. RefSeq lists its product as uncharacterized. Lineage: Eukaryota; Metazoa; Arthropoda; Insecta; Hemiptera; Aphididae. The transcript is spliced from 2 exons. The record is from RefSeq and is a predicted model, not a curated record. The coding region runs from base 758 to 1384 and encodes 208 amino acids.